AUGGAUCUUGCGGCGCGCCAGAAGGCGAUUGAAGGGGAGACACUGUCCAACGAGGAAGCGAUUAUCCUGCUCUACACACGAAGGGAUUACUACGCCUCGCCUGAUAGCGUUGACUCGCAAGCGCUUCACGCCAAGUUAGCAGAUCUUUUCGAAGCAGCCGUCCUCGAUGCGAAGAUUGCCGUCGCUGCGCAUGACCCGGUAGUGAAGGUGCUCAAGAAGGCACUGUUGGAUACGGGCCGCUUACUGCACGCGGCAAAGCAGGCUGAGAACGAAGUGAGCAAAGGCGAAAAGAAGGCCAAAUCUCAGUUGACCACAAAAGAUGGUGCAGCGACGCGCGCGGUCGAAGUACAGGCGGAGCGCGAGUCACUUGCUCGCCCGACUGAACAUCUGUCGCAAUCACAGCAAACCUCCAACCAGUUAAGUCCGCAGAAUCUGGAUGUGACUUGUGAACAGACACAGGAGAUUGCGUCUGUUCCAGCUUCCGAGAAUCUAUCAGUACCGCAGGCAACGCCAAUGAAGAUGAUGAGGGCAGCCGCACAAACGGAAGGCAACAACGUUGAACGUGUGCCGCAUCUACUGCAGAAUCAGAACAACCCAAAAGCACGGCAUCCGGAAUCUUCCCGAGAACAGGCCCAGAAAACAGCGCCUGCUCAUCUCGCCACGAUCUCGACAAAACAACACGCAAACGCAAACAUUGCGGCGCCAGACUCCCUCAGCAGCCGUAUCAAUGGUAGCCUGGGAGCCGUUAGCCGUUCACCAAAUCCUGCCCAGCACUACGCCCAAGAGAUUGUGCGGACACAGCAGUUAAGGAUUCAGCAGAGGGCGCAGGCAGAUAAACAAGGCAACGACGACACCAACAUGAGCCCGCUACCUCCUUCCUGCUCCGUGUCCCCUUCCCGGCCGCUCAGCUCUAUGCAGGCGUCGAUGUCCACCUCGAUCGCAACCUCUUCCCCUGCCGCCGCAUUCACGUCAGCAUUCGCACCCGCGAAGCGACCACCGCCCACCCCGCCGAAGGCGCCUGCACCCAAGCGUCGCAACACCACGGCGAAGGGGCAAGAGCCAACCCGCAAGAAUCGCCGCAAGAAGCUUCACAAGUCUGAUAAGCUUGUGGUCGAGUCUGAGGACUCAGACGCUGAAAUGAAAGAUUCCAACACCAUCACGCCUUCCAAGGUAGGUGCGAUUGAUCCUUCCGAGGGCCUUACUGGAUUCGAGAACUUCGAUGAGAACGGAAACUACAUGAAGAAGCCUCACGCUCGCCUGCUGCUGGAGAAUGGGGAGCUGAGGGGGGCGCUCAUAGUGAAACUGAAGCUUUCGCCGGAAAAGCUGCAAGAGGUCUUGGAUAGAAACAAGAACGUGGCGGAGCCGAAGAAGUUAAGGUUAAGGCUGAAGGUGCAACCAUCUACUCCCCGCACAUCCGCUUCAUAUCACACUUCUGCCGCUCCGAAUGCGGGGCUCUUCUCAACCCGGCCUGAACCCGGAAUCGCUAGUGACGACGAAGACGCAGCAUGGGAAUCCGGUGAGGAGAUGACUGCGACCGCGCACAUAGCUGACGUGACUUUUCCGCCUUUCCCAGUCCUCAGCGCAGCCCACCUCAACCCCUUCAUGAAAGGCCUCAUUACCGCUAUCGAGAACGUCAUCACCGACCACGCAGACAGGCCGGAAGCCAGUCUCCUCGAGCUCGUCAAGCAGCUGGACGAAGAAAAGCCGACGCUCCCCGCCGGUUUCGAUGAGCGCCGCAUCGUGCUGAACGGCGGGGAGUACGUGUACGCGGCAGUUCACCAGCUCUGCGGUGAUGCAGUCCAGGAGAAGGACGCGGCGAAGGAAUCAGGUGUUGACGCUGACGUAGACUCCAACACGAGCGUCACCUCUUCCACCGACGUCAACACCAACAUGAGCGUGUCUAUGGAUGCCGCCGCGGACGUCAAACUCACCGACAGCAAUGAUGGCAAGGGCAUCACACCUCUCCCCGAGAAAGCUUACUACAAAGGCAAAGGCCGCGCGUGGAAGAAGACGCCUAAUGACGCAGAUCCCGCUUUCCACACGCAGACCAAGAUCAGCGUCUCGAGCUUGCCCAAGCGGGUGCUCAGCCGUAGGAAAGCCACCCGCGGCGGACGGAAAGACUCGUGGAAGGAGGAUGGGGUGGAGGAGCUGUUCGCUCUAUUCCGCGCGCAUGUGAAGAAGGAGUAUUGGUUCCAGGCGGGCCGACUGGGGGGUCAAACCUGA
Didymosphaeria variabile is the source of this 2223-nucleotide messenger RNA. RefSeq lists its product as uncharacterized. Lineage: Eukaryota; Fungi; Ascomycota; Dothideomycetes; Pleosporales; Didymosphaeriaceae. The record is from RefSeq and is a predicted model, not a curated record. Bases 1 to 2223 code for a protein of 740 amino acids. The transcript has 2 exons.